This is a messenger RNA of Lytechinus pictus (painted urchin), 2854 nucleotides long. RefSeq names its product protein asteroid homolog 1-like. The record is from RefSeq and is a predicted model, not a curated record. The transcript has 2 exons. NCBI's taxonomy places the organism in Eukaryota, Metazoa, Echinodermata, Echinoidea, Temnopleuroida, Toxopneustidae. Bases 619 to 2763 code for a protein of 714 amino acids.
GCAAGAGCAGUGCGCAUGUUAGCUUGCAUGCAGCUUAAGCACCGCGAUGAGCGAGUGCGCCACGCAUUUUGUUAUGAAAUACACUUUUUUGGGGGAAAAUACACUUUUUUUUAUCACAGAAUACACUUUUUCAUUCCCAGAGGUUGGCAGGUCUGCAUGUCAUGAAUUAGGAAUAAAAUGUCAACUUACUUUUAGUGUUCUUUUUUUUGUAGGCAUUCAAUUUCCAUGAUUUAGUAAUUUUGGGGGAAAUAUGAACUUUUCUGUUGGAAAUUCAUUAACAAAAUUGUAGUCAUCUCUUAUUUAAAACAUCAAGAGCUUAAAUCAUACUGUACUAAGUGUAUAGUUUACAGAAAAUUGCAUCAUUCCUUGGGGGGAAAAGUUUUAAACAAGAAAAAAUGUUUUAUUUGAUUUUUAAAAUAAAAACUCUUUUAUUUCAACCCUGCACGUGAGGUCAAACUGUUAUUUUUGCAUUCAAUACUUUAAAUCAGCCAGUCGAUAUGGGGUAGGUUGUGAGGAUUCAUAGAAAAAUUUUUUUUCUGGUUUUGUUGUUUCCCAGGUUGCCUUGAGCAAUGAACAUCCCAUACUGCAGUCAACUUCAAGUCACAUGAAAACCUAAACAUGGGUAUCAGGGGUCUCACUACUUUGGCGGAGAAUCACUCCAAGAAGCUCUUCAAAGACAUCGUCCUCCAGGAUACUAAACUUGUCAUUGAUGGAUUUGGACUCCUGUGGUACCUUAUUUCUCAAAUUCAACAUGCAGACCGUAUGUCACAUGGUGGGGAGUAUGAACUGCUUCGCUCCAAGAUCCAGUACUUCUUCACGAACCUUCUCAAGUGCAACUGUACCCCGUAUGUGGUCUUUGAUGGCAGUUUUGACCUUGAUGAUAAGAAACAUGGUACUAUGCUGGACAGGUUCAAGGAUAAGAUCAGGAUGGCUAGAGAGCUUAUUCAUGGAGGGAAUGGUCUUUUGAUGCCUCCUCUGAGUCUUUGUGUUAUGAAGCAGGUUCUUGCAGAACUGAACGUGGGAUUUGCCUUCAGUCAGUUUGAGGCGGACAGAGAGAUAGCUAUCCUGGCCAACUAUUGGCGUUGUCCAGUCCUUGGAAAAGACAGUGACUUCUUGGUGAUGGAUAUCAUUGGAGGCUACCUUCCUUUGACACUGCUAAAGUGGAAAACUGUUCAGAGGUCCCGAAGAGGGAAGUGUUUCAUUGUGGGUCAGAUCUAUCAAGUCAAUGCCUUUUGUAACUUCUUCCAUGUAAAAAAAGAAUUGCUGCCUCUCUUCGCCACACUGGCUGGCAAUGACUAUGUUGAUCCUAUGUCAUUGAAUUCAUUUCUUUCAAGCCAGGUGUAUGGAAAAUACAGUGGCAGUGGCAGUGGCAAUAAACGACAGACACAAUUGGAACACCUUCUCUACUGGCUAAGUGAACGGAGAUCAAGUGCUACUGCUUUGAAAGAUGUGUGGAAAUCCCUCACAAAUAAGAAAGAACUGGAACCCUCAUUUGAAGCUUCCAUGGAAAUGUAUCAGACAAGACUUGACUCCAGCAACCUUCUACCCUACUUUGAGGGACAAGGACUUUCAAAAGACUUCCCAUCAAUGUCUCAACUGUGUUCUGUCAUAGGGACACCAGUAUGGGUAGCCAUAGCUCACCAGGCAGGUUUAUUUGGGAACCUACUGAUCAAUGUCUUGAGUAAGAGGUACUGUUUCUCCAGUAUUCAAGUGGAAAAUCUAAGACAGCCCAGUGCAUGGCUACCGUCAGAGAUUCUGUUUUCAGUGUUGUCUGGUAUUGUUUUUGCGAGAAGGCUACAAGGUAAUAAGGGUAAAGGAGCAGAAACCUGUCAUGUGUAUAUUAGAAAUGGUGAUGGAUUCCAAAGAAAGAAGGUUUCACCAUUGCAACUGUUGGAAGGAUAUGGGAAGCUUCCAACUUUGGCGAUGAUUCCAUCACUCCCAGAGACAGACAAGCAGAAACUUUUGCGUCAGGUUCUUGCACCGAAUCUUACAACACACAUGGACCUUGUGUCAUUUCCUGUGGACUUCCAGCUUGCCCUUCUUGUGAUGCUGUACUGGAUGAACUCAAAACACUCCCACUACAACGAUCUUCAUAUUAAUUCUUUGCUUGUCGGAUGGGUCUAUCUCUACACCCAAAGACAAAACAGAAUGUGCAAAGAUGGAGGACCAUCUGAAUUACAAGGGCAAUGUGCAGCCUCUGCUCCACCAGGGGAUCUGAAGAGUGAAUGCAAGAUUAUGCACACCAACUUCAGCCACCAUCAAGAAAGGUUAAGAAAGAGAAAACCUGAUCCUGUUAUUUCUCACAGCUUCUCUCAGUGGCAGCAGUGCCUUGUCUAUGGCAUCUGCUUCAAUGAACUGCUUCAGAGUCCCUUGCCAGACUGUCCUGAUGCUUCUAUCCUCUUCAAUGGCCUGUUAAUGCACAGCUUGUACAUGACACUUCGGGAUGCUUCAGGUAGGGAACCCCUCCAUAGGUGGGCAGUUGCCAUGUUCUUCAAAGACACACCAAUAGCAUCUCAGCUCUUUGUUUCAAUGCAUGAGUUCCUCACUUCCAAUGCUAGGAAGGUUGGCCAGAAGAAGUCUGCUAAAUCAUCUGAUGGUCAACAAUCCAAACAGUCCUCCAGGAAGUCUAAAUCCCGUCAAGGUCAGCAGCAGAAGGGAAGACAGCAGCAAAGAGCAAUGUCAAAAAGCAGCAAUCAAGCCAGUGAAGAUUCAGACUCUGACCAAGACUGGGGAGCAAAUAAUAGAUUUGCUUUACUUCAGUAACAUUAUACAGAGCUAGAUACUUCAACAGACUGCUUACAGAUAACAUGAGGAUGCCAUCUACUGGGGAAGUUUGACAAGUGGAGAUCACCCC